Molecule: messenger RNA, 3617 nt
Organism: Diabrotica balteata
Lineage: Eukaryota; Metazoa; Arthropoda; Insecta; Coleoptera; Chrysomelidae
Source: the annotation of a GenBank genome assembly
AUGAAUGGAACUGUACUCUCUCACAGGAAUAUUAAUUGGAAAGAAUUUGCUUGUGGUUGGGGAGCAGCCCUUAUAAAUGUAUCCGUCACUUACCCAAUCAAUAAGUUAAUAUUUCGACAGAUCCUCCAUGGCACAAAAAUAUACCCAGCUUUCUUGCAGCUGCGAAGUGAAGGUAUAUACUAUCUCUACAGAGGCAUCCUUCCACCACUAUGUCAAAAAACGUUAUCUUUAUCGAUAAUGUUCGGAGUCUACGAAGAAGUUAAAAGACCUUUGAUACAACUGGGAUUCAAUCCGUACGGUGCUAAAGCUAUAGGCGCACUAGUGUCAGGAACAACGGAGGUUAUAUUAAUGCCGUUCGAAAGAGUACAAACUAUUUUAGCAGAUUCUAAACAUCAUACAGAUUUUAGGAACACUUUACAUGUAUUUAGGGAAUUAGGCAAAUUUGGCAUUAGGGAAUAUUAUCGUGGAUUAGUUCCGAUUGUGCUUAGAAAUGGGCCUUCGAACGUUGGCUUUUUUAUAUUACGGGAAGAAAUGCAAAACAGAUUCCCCAAGUACCAAAACGAAUUUUUAAGGACCUCUUUAGAGUUUUUAUGUGGAGCAAUGAUCGGGGUGUUGCUUUCAACGGUGUUUUAUCCUUUAAAUGUAUUAAAAAUUAGAAUGCAGAGCAAAAUAGGCGGAUCGUUCGAGAAUCCAUGGAAAGUACUCAUAGAUAUUUACAACGAACGAGGAGGAAAAAUUAAGUAUAUUUACUAUGGGGUCCAGGCGAAUUAUACGAGAGCUUUUAUUAGUUGGGGGGUUAUGAAUACUGCCUACGAACACCUCAAGACUAUGGCUAAUGAAAUUUAAGAUUCUAAUCGUUUUUGUGAUGUGAUAAAAUUAAAAAUAAAAGCAUUUUCUCGCUGAUCGUACAACAAACUUAAAAAAAAAACGAAAAUAGCUGUUAGAAAAUAUUUAUUUCUGCAUUGUGGGGAAAUAAAUAGUUCCUAAUUAAUUUUCCAGGCCACUUUUUACAAAUAUUUACUAAUAAAACCAAAUAGGGUGAACAUAUUAUCUAUAUUUAAAUAGAAAGACCGAUUGGCGAAAUAAUAAUAUGUGUAUCUCGUAGGAAAUACAUUUCUGACUUCUGAGGUGUUGUUCUUGGUUUAUGCCUCGCUCAGCAAUCUUUCCGUCCCACUGUAAUGCCAAAUCAAGAUUUCCUCCUGUAUUCGAACGUCGUGAUGUUUCACAGAAAGUUCAGUGCACCUCGUCAUGGAUCCAUGGGAUUAUGUCCCAAAAAGAGAUCCCAAAGACACCGUGAAAAGGUAAAGGCUUUUCCAAAAGAUGAUCCUCCGAAACAGAUCCACUUACUUGACCUUUAUAGGUUAGAAAUCUGGUAUGACACACGUGGUAAGAGAGAGGCAGACAGACCUGGAUCAAAAAUCAAUAAAGUAAUUGUAUAGGCUGUAACAAUUUUGGAAACUCCAACCGUGGUAAUUGUUGGGGUUGUCGAUUACAGCAAAUACUACAUGGUAUGUGGAUAUUCCUCUGAGUAUCGAAAAGAAUUUAGAGAUUGUUAAUUACUGUAAGAUUGUCAGAGUUAUGGCUCACAGUAAGAUGAAAUUGUUGAAGCAACGUCAAAAAGAAGCCCACAUUAUGGAAAUUUAAUUAAAUGGUGGUAAUAUACCUGAUAAAGUGACUUGGCAUAAAGAACAGCUUGAAAAGCCUAUUCCUAUUGACAGUGUUUUUGCUCAAGAUGAAAUGAUCAGGUACUCUUGGUGUUGUCGGUCACAUUGGAAUUACACAUGGUCUUAGGGCUUUAAUCACAGUUGGGGCUAAGCAUAUCUCUGAGUAUUGCCUCAGUUGCUUCUACAAGAGGAUGAAGCAGGUAUUUACCAAGGAGUGAUUUAGAAAGUAGUCCAUUGAAACAUUGAAAAGAACUUGAAGAAUACUGUUAUUUACUACUGUAAAGUUUUUAGUUAUUGCUAAAACUUGUUGAUGAAAUUGUUGAAGUAACGUCAAAAAAAAGCCCACAUUAUGGAAAUUCAAUUAAAUGGUGGUAAUAUAUCUGAUAAAGUAACUUGGGCUAAGGAACAGCUUGAAAAGCCUAUCCAAUUGUCAGUAUUUUUGCUCUAGAUGAAAUGAUCAGUAAGCUGUAAGACACACAAUCGUUUUCGUAAAGUUGCCUGUACUGUAGAAUGGUUCAAGAGCAUGAUUCAAGGUUCCACGUGCUGGUCAAAGAAAACCUGUCGAAAUGGGUACAUUAAGACCUUUGAGGUCGCUGAUUUCAAAUUUGUUAUUUUUGACAGAAAAUAAAAUUGUGAAUCAGUUAUGACAAACCUUAUAAGGAAAUCAUUUUUUCGAAGGAUAAAUUUUCCAAUUAUAUGAAAAUAAAAAACAAAAGAAAAUUAAUUUCAGUUUUUCGUUUUAUUGAAGAAAAUAGAAAUAAUAUGCAAGGAUAUUUACAAAAACCACUUAAUACUGUGAAUCAAUUUGUAAAUUAUUACUACUUGGAGGUUUAAGUAAUUUAAUUGCUUGAAAAUCUAACUCUGCUUUGUUUGCUCCCGUAACGUAAACCGCCACAACUGAGAUGGAAUGGUUGGAGGAGGGCACAGUCGUGAGUUAUUCUCACGUUAGCAUCCGAGAAGGUUUCUCACACUCAUGACGAGCCACGUUAUUUUCCUUUCUCAUUAAACCCUUUCUUAUCUGAAUAUUUUGUUUUCGAUGUUUAAUCUCAUCUUUAUCUUCACCUCAGUUUUGUUGUUUUUUGAAUUCUAAUUUAAAAUUUAAUAAAAUUCAGUUUUUUUUGCAUGAUAAAGUACUUAAUAUUUUAUAAUUAUUAAAUCGAAAAAUUUACUGCUUAAAUGGUGUUUCCAAAUGACAAAUGCAAAAAAUAAACAUAUACUUGUAACAUGUUGUCAUGUGUAAUAAAGAUAAAAAUGAAGUCUACGAUGACAUACACAAUAUGGAUGUCCAACAUACAGACAAAGCAUGAUUGAUAAGUGUAGCAGCUAUUUUUUGUUAAAAAAUAUUUUCAGAAAAAUUUUAAAAUGAUUUCAAAAUGGAGAGUGGUAGUUGAUUUUACUGUUACAUGAUUAAAAACUUUUUUUAUGUAUGAAAAACGUUAAAAAUUUAAUAAUUAACCAAAGUCAUGAUGUUUAUCAUUUAUAUAAUGUUCUGAAUCUACUACCUUUAUUUUUUCCUUUUGGAUUCAUAAAAAUCCUUAACGAUCAAAAAACUAACUCCGUCAACUUCUUGUUGCUCUACCGCAUGGAAAGUGUACCGGUCAGUCCUAAAGCUUGAAGUACCAACCUGACUAUUGAGAAACUUAAAUAUCUCUAAAUUGAAACUUCGAUUUUACGAUUUUUGACCAGGAAUUGGCGAUUUAGCAUAUCUGUGCGUCAUUCAGGAAUGUUUUUUCUUUACUACUAGAUAUACAAUAGAUUAUUAAAGAAUUUUUAACAAUAUUUUUUUCUGUGCAAAUGUAACAAUAUACAAAUAAGAGAUUAUGUUGAACAAGCUUUAUUGCUAAAAGUAUUUUGUUACUUGUUGUAAACAUGUAAAAUAAACAAGAAAAGGAACAUUUUUUCCGCCAUUAUGUAGUUUGCUUAAAAUCUAAUAAAUGUUUAUAUUGUUUUUCA